AUGCCGCCUCCCCUGGGCCAGACCCCGGGCCCUCGGGAGCCUCACCUCGGCCAGGUCAGCCCCGGGCCCCCGGGCCGGACCUUUGAGGAACUGCGGGACCGGUGCCUGCGGCGGGGGGUCCUGUUCGAGGACCCCGACUUCCCCGCCGACGAUUCCUCGCUUUUCUUCAGCGAGAUGCCCCCCAUUCCAUUUGCGUGGAAGCGUCCUGGGGAAAUAGCGAGAAACCCAGAGUUCGUGUCCGACGGCGCCACCAGGACCGACAUCUGCCAGGGCGAACUCGGAGACUGCUGGCUCCUGGCAGCCAUCGCUUCCCUCACCCUGAACCCCAGGGUCCUGGCCAGAGUCGUGCCACCCCAGCAGAGUUUCGGCCCGGACUACGCAGGGAUAUUUCACUUCUAGCUUUGGCAGCACGGGCAGUGGCUGGACGUGGUCAUUGACGAUAGACUCCCGACCUUCAAGGACCGUUUGGUUUUCCUCCACUCGGCCGAUCACAACGAGUUUUGGAGCGCCUUGCUGGAGAAGGCUUAUGUCAAGCUGAACGGCAGCUAUGAAGCACUGAAGGGGGGCAGCACGAUCGAAGCCAUGGAGGAUUUCACCGGCGGGGUCGCCGAGACCUUGGACGUGAAGGCGAUCUCGCAAGGCCUGUCCGAGAUCCUGAGGAAGGUCCUGGACAGGGGCUCUCUGGUCGCCUGUUCCAUCGAGGCCCGCAACGCCUCCGACUCGGAAGCUUGGACACCUUUCGGCCUCGUGAAGGGCCAUGCGUACUCCGUGACCGGCACUGACCAGGUCACUUUUAGGGGCCGGAGGGUCGAGCUGGUCCGAGUCCGGAACCCGUGGGGGCAAGUGGAGUGGAACGGGCCGUGGAGCGACGACUCUUCUGAAUGGCGCUCGGUUGAUCCGUCUGAGAAGAAACGCCUGUACCACACGGCUCUGGACGACGGGGAGUUCUGGAUGCCAUUUGCGGAUUUCGAAGCCCACUUCGACAAAGUGGAGAUCUGUAACCUCACCCCUGAUGCACUGGAGGGCGGGACGCUCCUACAAUGGGAGGUGGCUGUACACCACGGCAGCUGGGUCAAGGGGGCCACUGCCGGAGGCUGCCGGAAUUUCCUAGACACUUUCUGGACCAACCCCCAGAUCAAGCUGUCUCUGUCCAAGGAGGACGGAGGGAAAGAAGACUGCACCUUGGUGGUCGCUCUGAUGCAAAAGAAUCGACGUAAACUCAAGAAAUUUGGAGCGAAUAUGCUGACCAUCGGCUAUGCCAUUUACCAGUGUCCUGGUCAAGAUGGGCACCUAGGCAGAGAUUUCUUCCGGUGCCACGCAUCUCAGGCCCGGAGCAAAACCUACGUUAACCUGCGGGAAGUGUCGGGCCGGUUCAAGCUGCCCCCCGGGGAGUACGUCCUUGUUCCGUCCACCUUCGAGCCCCACCAGGAGGCGGAUUUCUGCCUGCGCAUCUUUUCUGAGAAAGCGGCCGUCACCCAGGACCUGGAUGGCCAAGUGAAUGUCGAGCUUCCAGAGCCACUGAAACCGACUUCCCGUCAGCAAGAAACGGAGGAGGAGAGGCAGUUCCGGAUUCUAUUUGAGAAGGUGGCCGCGCAGGACCUCCAGAUCUCAGCAGAGGAGCUGCAGGAGAUUCUGAAUGCGGUGCUCCGAAACACCAAGAAUAUCCAGUUCAAGAAGCUGAGCCUUGUUUCCUGUCGAAAUAUAAUUUCUCUCAUGGACACCAACGGCAGCGGGAAGCUGGAACUGGAUGAGUUCAAGGCGUUCUGGGCCCGGCUGAAGGCCUGGACUAACAUCUUCUUCCAGUUUGACGGUGACAAGUCAGGGACCAUGUCAUCCUAUGAGCUGCGGGGUGCACUGAAGGCGGCCGGAUUCCAGUUAAACAACAACCUCCUGCAGCUGCUUGUCCUCCGCUAUGCUGAUGAGCGGCUCCAGGUCGACUUCGACGACUUCCUCAACUGCCUAGUUCGCCUGGAAAACACAAGCCGGGUGUUCCAGGCUCUCAAGGCCACAGACAGUGAAUUCCUCAGUCUCAGUGUGGGCGAGUUUAUCCUCUUGGCCAUGAACAUCUGA
Molecule: messenger RNA, 2070 nt
Organism: Ornithorhynchus anatinus (platypus)
Lineage: Eukaryota; Metazoa; Chordata; Mammalia; Monotremata; Ornithorhynchidae
Gene: CAPN9
Product: calpain 9
Exons: 20
Biological process (GO): proteolysis
Cellular component (GO): cytoplasm
Molecular function (GO): calcium-dependent cysteine-type endopeptidase activity; calcium ion binding
Source: RefSeq, a predicted model, not a curated record